Acomys russatus (golden spiny mouse) is the source of this 3080-nucleotide messenger RNA. RefSeq names its product heparan sulfate 6-O-sulfotransferase 2 (gene Hs6st2). The transcript has 5 exons. Gene Ontology annotation, cellular component: membrane. NCBI's taxonomy places the organism in Eukaryota, Metazoa, Chordata, Mammalia, Rodentia, Muridae. The coding region runs from base 16 to 1947 and encodes 643 amino acids. Gene Ontology annotation, molecular function: heparan sulfate 6-sulfotransferase activity. The record is from RefSeq and is a predicted model, not a curated record.
UGCCUGAAGGGGGGAAUGGCACUGCCUGCGUUUGCAGCCCGGGCGCUCGGGCCGCCACUGCAACCGGAGCAAAGAGCGCCCGCCUGCACCACCUGUCCCCGCCGGCAUUCCAGAGUAGAGGCAGAAUUGGCAGUCAGCCGGCCGGGGUCGGUCGCUGCCUCAGUCCGCGCCGGCCCUCCUAGGGGUGUGUCUCUCGGAUUCAACUCCCCGCCGCUCCAGGACGAGCCCCCAAAGGCAUUUUCUUCCUUGGCGGGAGCCUUGCGCGCCCCGCUCUUCGCGCUGCUGCCUCGAGGCCGCCGCAGGCGGAUGCACGACCUCAGGCGACGCUGGGACCUGGGCUCCCUCUGCCGGGCCCUGCUCACUCGGGGCCUGGCAGCCGUGGGCCACUCGCUCAAGCACGUGCUCAGUGCGAUCUUCUCCAAGAUUUUCGGUCCCUUGGCCAGCGUCGGGAACAUGGAUGAGAAAUCCAACAAGCUGCUGCUGGCUUUGGUGAUGCUCUUCCUAUUUGCGGUGAUCGUCCUCCAAUACGUGUGCCCCGGCACAGAAUGCCAGCUCCUCCGCCUGCAGGCGUUCAGCUCCCCGGUGCCAGAUCCGUACCGCUCGGAGGAUGAGAGCUCCGCCAGGUUUGUACCCCGCUACAAUUUCACCCGUGGCGAUCUCCUGCGCAAGGUAGACUUCGACAUCAAGGGCGAUGACCUGAUUGUAUUCCUGCACAUCCAGAAGACUGGGGGCACCACUUUUGGCCGUCACCUGGUGCGCAACAUCCAGCUGGAGCAGCCAUGUGAGUGCCGCGUGGGGCAGAAGAAAUGCACUUGCCACCGGCCGGGUAAGAGGGAGACUUGGCUCUUCUCCAGAUUCUCCACCGGCUGGAGCUGCGGGCUGCACGCCGACUGGACGGAGCUCACCAGCUGUGUGCCUGCAGUGGUGGAUGGCAAGCGCGACGCCAGGCUGAGACCUUCCAGGUGGAGAAUUUUUCAGAUUCUAGAUGCAACAAGUAAGGAUAGAUGGGGUUCUUCAAACUUCAACUCUCCAUCAUCUACAAAGACCCGGAGCACAUCUAAGAGUGGGAAGAACUUCCACUACAUCACCAUCCUCAGAGACCCAGUGUCCCGGUACUUGAGCGAAUGGAGGCAUGUCCAGAGAGGGGCGACUUGGAAAGCAUCCCUGCACGUCUGUGAUGGAAGGCCCCCAACCUCCGAAGAACUGCCCAGCUGCUACACUGGUGAUGACUGGUCUGGCUGCCCUCUCAAAGAGUUCAUGGACUGCCCCUAUAAUCUCGCCAACAACCGCCAAGUACGCAUGCUGUCUGACUUGACUCUAGUGGGAUGCUACAAUCUCUCUGUCAUGCCAGAAAAGCAAAGAAACAAGGUCCUCCUGGAAAGCGCUAAAUCCAACCUGAAGCAUAUGGCGUUCUUUGGCCUCACUGAGUUUCAGCGCAAGACGCAGUACCUGUUUGAGAAGACCUUCAACAUGAACUUUAUUUCGCCGUUUACCCAAUAUAAUACCACGAGAGCCUCUAGCGUAGAGAUCAAUGAGGAAAUCCAAAAGCGUAUUGAGGGACUGAAUUUUCUGGAUAUGGAGUUGUACAGCUAUGCGAAAGACCUCUUUCUGCAAAGGUAUCAGUUCAUGAGGCAGAAAGAGCAUCAGGAUGCCAGGCGGAAGCGUCAGGAGCAACGCAAGUUUCUGAAGGGAAGGUUCCUUCAGACCCAUUUCCAGAGUCAGAGUCAGGGCCAGAGCCAGAGUCCAGGUCAGAAUCUGAGUCAGAAUCCUAAUUCCAACGCAAAUCAGAACCUGACUCAGAAUCUGAGUCAGAAUCUGACUCAGAGUUCAAAUCCCAAUUUGAGCCAGAAGGAGAACCGGGGAAGUCAGAAGCAGGGCUCGGGCCAGGAUAGCAGCAUCAGCAAUGGCACCAAUGACUACAUAGGCAGUGUAGAGACAUGGCGCUAACUGGCUCUGAAAGGCUUGUGCACACUGCUUCCCAAAGCACCACCAAAAAGAUGGCGUGUAUGUUACAAGAUGAAAAUGUCCAAACACAUCCUGCUUCCUUCAUUUUGGAAGUUCAAAACAAGUGUAGAUGUUGCCUUUACAGUUGCCUUUUGAUUCAGUGUUACACUGUGUGUGGGUAAAACAAAUCUUGGUGUGUAAUUAAAUUGUCUUUUGGGGGAUGAACUAUUUCUGAAAUCCAAGAGCCAAACCAGACUCACCAGAAAUUGCAAUUUUGAUAUUUUAAGAAGUUCUUGAAUUAAGUAUGGAGACACAAAGAAAACAUGGAAUGUGGCCAUUUAAAUUUUAAGAAACAGACUUUAAAUGAUUCCGGAUACUCUCUUAAAACGCAGUCUUGAAAGCAAACCCCCCACCCCCAGGGAAGCAUAAGUAAAAACAUAAACAGACUAAAAGACACUCAAAACCUUUCAUUUCCUUCUAUAUUUUAACAAGGAGUCUAUUUAAACAGAAAAACAACUGAUGAUAAAUUUUGCCAAACUCUGGAAAGUAAGCAGUUUCUCACUUACAUGUAGGUGGGUUCAUGUAAAAAUAAUGGCUUUUCAAAUAGAUCAGGAUUCAUGUCUUGUAAUUUAACAGAUGUUUAAAAUUUUCAAUUUUUCUACCUUCUGCUGAUUAAAAGGUUUAAAACAGGGUAUAUCUCAUAUUAACAAAGCAUUUUCUUUCCAAAUGGAAUACCAAUGGAAAGAUCCAGUUUCCAGAUGGUUUCAGGGCACUGUAAUUUCAACAAUUUCAAUCUUUUUGGCGCUGCUUCUCAUUCACUUCAAGGCUUCUCCGAGUUGUGCUCAUUCCAAGUGAAUCCAUGUAUAGAAUUUUUCUUCAUCAUCUAAACAGCGUGUUGCUGAAACUCUUGUGGUAUUUCAUCCUGGAUUAAAGUCAGGACUUUAUAUAGAAUUGUCUUAUCAAUGUCCGUGUAGUAAGGCCCUUAACAAGAACUCUCCAACAGGAUAACGUGUCUCUGAAUAUUGCUGAAGUUAUUAAUCUUGAUCAGAUUGAAUUGAACCUGGAUGUAAACUGUUAAUUAUUUUGUUUAUUGUAAUGUUUCCAGUUUGGCUGGCUAUUUCUGGCCCAUGGUUCCU